AUGUUAGGCGGAGUUAGGCUAAGUAGGGACAAUGGGAGCAGAAGUGCGGCGAUGUUAGGCGGAGUUAGUCGAAGGAGGAAGAGGAUGGCCGAGGGCUCGGGGAAGUUGGACGAACCGAGGUUCGUCGACCGUCGGUCUAUAAGGAAGAAGUUGCUCGACGGCCGUGACAGUAUCAAGGAUCGCUCUUACCGACGACCCGUGCGAACCUCGGAGAAGUACAAAGAUAAUAUGGAACCAGAAAGAAGAAUUACACGAGGGAUGAGUAGGGAUGGAGACAGGAUGGAGGAGAACGAGAGGAGAGCAUUGGAGGAGCUUAGCAGAGCAAUGGGGCAGGACCUUGGAGUGGAGGAUAGUGUGGGGGGAUCAAUUCAAGGAGAUGAGUUCGUUCCACCGGUGCCUUCUAACCCUCCUUCUCCUCCGUCUAAUGCUCUCCCACCUGUGGGAUCCCCACUUGGAUCAGACCAAACCCCACGCCCAAGAGAAAACACUGGAAGUACGGCGAACUUGGGAGAAGAAGGAACACAAGGGGUGGUGUUGGCCUUGAUGCAGAUGGUGGCGAAUAUGAACAAAGACAUGAUGGAGGAGAGAAGGCGUAGGGAGGAAUGGGAACAGAGAAGAGAAAGGGAUACAAGGACGGAGAAGAAAGAAGAGAAGAAAUGGGAAAAGGGGCAACUUUCGGCGCAGGGCGGUGUCCAGGCGGCUAUGAUGUCGACGGUGGUAAAGAGUACACCGCCAAACAUCGACGAAGUUCGCCGAAGAUGGCCUAGGCCGAGCUCCGAUCUGAGGGAGACAAGGAGGAAGGAGGGGAAGUGCACCGAGUGUGGUGAAGCAGGACAUUGGCUGAAGGAAUGCCCUGUAAGGGAGGCUAAGGUUAAGGUUGGACUGUUGCCUCCAUGGGGGGAGAAGUUCGGAGAACGUGGUGGAGGAUCGGGAGGGAACGCAGUACCUCUCGGACAGAGGAGGAACUUGAAUGCGGUUGGAGGAGAAGUAGAUUUGGAAGAGGACCAGGGAAAAGAAGAGGACCUGUCGCAGUAG
Molecule: messenger RNA, 1035 nt
Organism: Tremella mesenterica DSM 1558
Lineage: Eukaryota; Fungi; Basidiomycota; Tremellomycetes; Tremellales; Tremellaceae
Exons: 3
Coding region: 1-1035 (344 amino acids)
Molecular function (GO): nucleic acid binding; zinc ion binding
Source: RefSeq, a predicted model, not a curated record